AGGGGGAGUGGACGCUAAUCUCGGCAACGUCCUUUAUGAGACCACUUGACACAUCCCUUUGUUUGUCUGAAUGUUUUAUUCAGGAAGAGAUUUGGUGGACGUGAUGGAAUGGUAAAUAAUACCUUCGUGUUGGCAUUUUUGGCGUGCCCUUGUGCUGUAAUCCGGAAGUGAAGAUCGUGUGCUGUGUAAUAUUGGUUUUAAACGGCUUCUGCUUACCGUCUGGAUAGUGUGCGCCUGCUUUGGAAACCUCUAGGGCCGUGGAAACCCAGUCUGAUCACAGCGCCAGGAACUAAUGCCAUGCAGCUUUAAUAAGCGAGAGGCGACGGGGGGCACAAUCAGUCUGCAGUCUGACAGUUUUCCUGUCAACAGAUUCUAAAAAAAAGACCCCCCCCCUAGAAAAAAACCCAGAAAAAACGAAAGGAAUUUUCGCACUUUUCCCAACAGAUACGACACGGAAAAUUCACACUCACAAAAUAAAGAAAAUCAAGGUAAUAUAAGUUAAUUAAAGGCUCGUCCGAUUGUGUUGACCGACCGACCAAAACUCCAUCUCCCUCGUCCGUGCGUAUCGACGUCGACGGGAGAGCGAAGGCCUCCUGAAUCGCCGUAACAAGGAAUGCAGAGGAGGCAGGAUGUGGAGUCGGCCGGGGCUCUUCCUCCUCCUCCUCCUCCUGGCAGCUACAGCGCCGCCUGGGGGUGGCAGCCUCACGCACUCUGUCUCGCGGCGCUGUAACGACACGAUCUCCAGCGUGUACGAGGGCGAGGGCGUCGUCACUUCCCCAGGCUUCCCUUCACGCUACGACCCCCACACCAGCUGCUCCUUCACCUUCGUCGGCGCCUCUCACCAGAGGGUCAGGAUCCUCUUCACCGAGUUUAACCUGAAGGAACCGCCUGAGCACCUGCGGCCGCACGAGAGAUGUCUUCACACGGACUGGGUGGCCGUCUACAACGUGCUCAACGGGAGUCGCAAACAGGAGAUUGAUCACUUUUGCGGCACGUCGGUCCCCAACUCCGUCAUGUCUGCCUCGUCUGGUCUCCAGCUGGUUUUUAAAUCAGGGUCAAGGAGACCGGUGGAGCAGGACCUGCCGAUUUCUCGCACGGGGUUCUCAGCCAGGUUCAAAUUCGUUUCGGAUCUCGGCCUCGAGAGCGGAAGGCAGUUGGCAGAUGGAAAGUGCCACUUCGUCUUCAACAGCAGUGAGGCCCGGAAUGGCACGAUCUAUUCUCCCAAUCCCGAGGGCUUCUACCCACUGGACACCACCUGCGUCUAUAUCUUCUAUGGACUGCCGGGCGAGAUCGUCAGGAUAAUUUUCAAGUACUUCGAUGUGGAAGGGGUUUUGCCGUGCAAUUCCGACUCGGACAGCGACUACCUCGAAUUCUCCAACUUCCCAAGCGCUGACCGCAAGAUCCCGACCUUCUGCGGAUACAUGACCCCGAACGUCAUCCACAGCGAUUCCUCCUAUUUUAGAAUGACGUUUAGAAGCAACAGCAAAUUCGGCGGAACUGGCUUUGCUGCCGAUUAUCAGUUUCUGGAUAAUUCGAGGCAUCCCUUUGCUAUUAAGAGGGUCAUUGGGGCGGCUUUCGUAAAUGGAGCUCAUCAAAGUCAAGCAAAAUUAAUCUUGGUAGUAAGUGUCACUUCAUUGUUGAUCAUCAAGAGUCUGCAGUCAGAUGUUCCAGUAUAAAAGGACUUGUCUAAAUCUGUGGCUGUUGCAUAUACUGUAUUGCCUUAACAUGCAACACAAUGAUUUAAUUUUACUUCAUAUGCAGAAAUAAAAGAUAUAUUAAUUA
Molecule: messenger RNA, 1782 nt
Organism: Penaeus chinensis
Lineage: Eukaryota; Metazoa; Arthropoda; Malacostraca; Decapoda; Penaeidae
Product: suppressor of lurcher protein 1-like
Exons: 7
Coding region: 630-1676 (348 amino acids)
Cellular component (GO): plasma membrane
Source: RefSeq, a predicted model, not a curated record